Messenger RNA from Meloidogyne enterolobii, 1741 nucleotides. Lineage: Eukaryota; Metazoa; Nematoda; Chromadorea; Rhabditida; Meloidogynidae. The record is from the annotation of a GenBank genome assembly.
UAUUUUCUCGGAGUAUUAUUAAUUUUCCGGAAACCCCUUACUCUAUUUGUAUUUUUCUUCCGGAAAACACAAAUACUUUAUUUGUGUUUUCCUUGUUCUCUAGCCGUCUAUUUAUCGAUCUUCUGGGUAAAUGUUUCCCAUUAAAGCCUCUAGUAAAGUACACACUAUUUUUACAUAAGGCAACAAGUCAAAUAUGUUAGUGGAAUCAAGUAUAUCUUUCCUAUUUCUUCCCUUUUAAUGUUAAGUUUAGUUAAAAAUAGUCGAUGGUCGAAAUUAAUUUUUUUAAGCUUUAGCCUAUAUUUAAUUUCACCAGUCUUAUUAAAUUCUUUAUGGAAUAAUUUCACCUUUUUUCUUCAAAAUAAUUAAAACAACAAAUUAAAAGAUGGAUGACGAUGAGAAGAAAUCUGGAACAAGGGUCUUUAAGAAAACCUCUCCAAAUGGAAAAAUAACUACAUACCUUGGGAAACGCGAUUUUUUGGAUAGAGGAGAUAGUGUUGAUUUGAUUGACGGAAUGGUUUUAAUCGAUGACGAAUACAUCAAAGCAUCAAAAAAAGUUUCAGUUCAAUUAUUAGCAGCUUUUCGUUAUGGCCGAGAAGAUUUGGAUGUUUUAGGCCUUACAUUUCGCAAAGAUUUGAUCUCACAAAAUUUUAAAAUUUUUCCACCAAAUCCACUUCCAAAUAAUCGCCCUAUGACAAGGCUACAGGAACGCUUAAAGAAAAAAUUGGGAAACAAUGCUUUCCCCUUUUGGUUUGAAAUUCCGCCAAAUUCUGCUUCUUCUGUUACUUUACAGCCAGCUCAAGGCGACACGGGUAAACCUUGUGGAGUUGAUUAUGAAGUCAAAACAAUUGUUGGUGGGGGUGAUUCUCAAGAGAAACCGAAAAAACAUAAUUCUGUUCGUCUUGCCAUUCGAAAGCUCACUUAUUCUCCACAAAUUGAAAGGCCUCAACCAAUGAUUGAUGUGACUAAAGAAUUUAUUAUAAGUCCUGGGGGACUCCAUUUGGAAGCAUCUCUGGAUAAGGAGAUGUAUUAUCACGGAGAAUCAAUCAACGUAAACGUCCACGUUCAAAACAAUAGCAACAAAACAGUCAAGAAAAUAAAAGUUUCAGUCAAUCAAAUUGCCGAUAUUUGUAUAUUUACUACUGCUCAAUAUACUUGUGACGUUGACAAAAUUGAAUCUUGUGAAGGAUUUCCUGUCGGCCCGGGAUCAACACUUUCCAAAAUUUACACACUAUGUCCUUUAUUAGCCAAAAAUAAAGAUAAGAGAGGACUUGCUUUAGAUGGACAAUUAAAACAUGAAGAUACAAAUCUUGCCUCUUCUACUACCUUUGCAACUCUUUCACAUUCAGUUCGAGAAAAUCUUGGAAUAAUAGUUCAAUAUAAAGUAAAAAUUCGUUUAUUAAUUGCUGGAGCAUUAGGAGGAGAAUUGGCAGCAGAAUUACCUUUUACUUUAACACAUCCAAAACCUUCUAUAGAAAAUGAAAAUAAUUUAUUGAGAACAAUUACAAGUCCAAGACAAUUAAAUGAUAAUAAUGGAAGUGGUGGGGGAGGUGGACUGGAACAGUUAAAAGGUGGUGGAGAAGGACAACAAAAUAUUAUUGAUAAUACAGACCAAACAACAACUGCAGAUGUUGAUCUCAUUCAGUUUGACAGUUUUGACGAUGACGAUGAUUUGGUUUUUGAAGAUUUUGCUCGUAAUAGAGCUCGUGGAGCAGAAUUGUUGGCUCAAAAUGAAAAUGAUUGA